Molecule: messenger RNA, 1143 nt
Organism: Musa acuminata AAA Group (dessert banana)
Lineage: Eukaryota; Viridiplantae; Streptophyta; Magnoliopsida; Zingiberales; Musaceae
Product: RPM1-interacting protein 4
Exons: 4
Coding region: 249-920 (223 amino acids)
Cellular component (GO): plasma membrane
Source: RefSeq, a predicted model, not a curated record
UCGAAACAUGGAAGUAUUCCUCGUUUCCCACUCGCGUUUCCGAGCUCGAAGACAAGUUCAAAGUCGUGGCCAAGUUGCUGCUCGUCGACGGUAUCGUCAUUGCUAUUAUUGCGAUCUCCGGUGCCGUCUCUCCCUUCCAUCAUCCCUUUGGCUUUCUCCAUCCAAAGUGGGGAUUGUUAGAGCGAUUCAAAAGAGGAAACCCGUGGCAGGAGAAAAAGCCCGCACCUUUUAACUCCUUCGAGCAUCGGAUGGCGCAACAAGCAAAAGUACCUAAAUUUGGCAACUGGGAAACUGCUGAAAGUGUCCCUUACACCCAAUACUUUGAUCAAGCUCGGAGCAAAAAUGACAGAAAAACCACUACUAAUCCAAAUGGUGGUACUGAAAACUCAAAGAUAGUCUCUACUGAUGUAGAAUCUCUGGUCGAUGCAUCUUCAACUAAAACUGGGUCCAAUCUUGAGACCACCAAACCUAAGGAUCCAAGACCAUUGAGGAAGGAUGCUGGUAAUAUCAAUCAAACUGAUACACCUGUGAGUAAAGAAGGUGUUGUUCGCAAACCCGAUAACAAGAGGAGAUCAAACAGACAACAUGGUGGAUAUCAGGGUAAAUCGGUUGACAGAGCUGCAAAUGAUCCUCCUCCAUCGGGCAAAAAGACAGCAUUGGAAGGUACUCCAGGAAGAAUUAGAACAACUCCUGGUGAUCGAGCCUGUGGAACGCCUCACCAUGAUGUGACAGUGCCACCUUUUGCUGGAUGGGAUGAAAAUGAUCCAGCAUCUGGUGAGGAGUACACUGGCAUCUUUAAGCUAAUAGCUGAGAACAGAAGAACUCCUGGUACUCCAUAUGAGCCACCACAACCAAGUGGUCAGAAGCAAGGAAGUACUGGAACUAAGGGUUGUGGGUGCUUAAGCUGGAUUUUGAAGUGAAAAUCUUCGUGGUAAAGAUUUUGGAAAUCUAAAGCUGCCAAAUUCAUCGAGAAAAGCCUUUUUUAGGGAGUUCUGUUUCGGAAGUAUAUAUUUUCAGCAUUUAAGCAUAAUGAGUGUUUAUAUGCAAUUUAACAUAAUGUUCUUUUUUCUUAUUUUUGCAACUGCUUUCUGUGGUCUCCUGAACAUAUUUCAUAUGCCAUCAAAUUUCUUGUUUAUGGUUUAA